UCACUCCUUCGCAAACCCUCUUUGAAGGUCAUACCUUAUAAUCCACACACCUGGGAGCCUACUUUUCUCCCUCUACCGUCCGAUAUUACCCCCUUUCCGUCGGAAACCCUAACCCUAACUACCCAGAUCGCUCCUUUUUCUCUCUCCUCUUUUCCUCCAUUCAACCCCCUGAUUUCGUCGCCGAUCUAUCUCUUUCACUCCUACCUAACCUAAUUGUUUGAGAAUGGUGUCCGACGCGGCUGCGAAGAGGGCGGCUCAGAAAAAGGCAGCUGCAGCUGCGAAGAGGGGAGGAAAAGCCUCUGCCUCAUCAAAGGCGGCGGCGGCUGCAACAGCAGCAGCUGUCGAUAAGGUGUCUAAUGGAGUUGGUGACCUUGUGAUUUCUGAUCGGAAUUGUACGGGUAUUCUUUGCUCUCAUCCGAUGUCCAGAGAUGUCAGGAUAGAGUCUCUGUCAGUUACUUUUCAUGGACAUGAUCUGAUAGUUGAUUCGAUGUUGGAGCUUAAUUUUGGAAGACGUUACGGUUUGCUUGGUUUAAAUGGUUGUGGGAAAUCUACCCUUCUUACUGCGAUAGGGCUCCGUGAGCUUCCGAUUCCGGAGCACAUGGAUAUCUAUCAUCUUUCCAGAGAGAUUGAAGCGUCUGACAUGUCUGCUCUCGAGGCUGUAAUAUGCUGUGACGAGGAAAGGGUGAAGUUAGAACAAGAAGUCGAAAUAUUAGUGGCACAGGAUGAUGGAGGCGGAGAAAGACUUGAACGUGUAUAUGAGCGUUUGGAAGCUCUUGAUGUAGCAACUGCUGAAAAGCGUGCGGCUGAAAUUUUGCAUGGUCUUGGGUUUGACAAGAUGAUGCAGGGAAAAAAGACCAGAGAUUUUUCUGGUGGUUGGAGAAUGAGGAUUGCAUUAGCACGGUCGUUGUUUAUGAAACCAACCAUCUUAUUGCUGGAUGAACCUACAAAUCACCUUGACCUUGAAGCUUGUGUUUGGCUUGAGGAGAAUCUGAAGAACUUCAAUCGCAUUCUGGUUGUGGUUUCACACUCCCAAGAUUUUUUGAAUGGUGUUUGCACCAACAUUAUACACAUGCAAAGCAAGAAGUUGAAGAUCUACUCUGGUAAUUAUGACCAGUAUGUUCAGACGCGUUCUGAACUUGAAGAGAAUCAGAUGAAACAGUACAAAUGGGAGCAGGAACAAAUUUCUAACAUGAAGGAGUACAUUGCUCGGUUUGGUCAUGGGUCAGCUAAGUUAGCUCGGCAAGCACAAAGCAAAGAGAAAACACUUGCGAAGAUGGAGAGGGGAGGACUGACAGAGAAGGUUUCCAGAGACCAAGUUCUGGUUUUCCGUUUUACCGAUGUUGGAAAGCUUCCCCCUCCUGUAUUGCAGUUUGUGGAAGUGUCCUUCGGCUAUACACCAGAACAUAUUCUGUACAAAGACCUAGAUUUUGGUGUGGACCUUGACUCCAGGAUUGCCUUGGUGGGACCCAAUGGUGCCGGAAAGAGUACGCUUUUGAAGCUGAUGACAGGGGAUUUGGUUCCUAUUGAAGGGACGGUGAAGCGACAUAAUCAUUUAAGGAUUGCCCAGUACCAUCAGCAUCUCGCAGAAAAGCUUGACUUAGAAUUGUCUGCUCUACUCUAUAUGAUGCGAGAAUACCCAGGAACUGAAGAAGAGAAAAUGAGAUCAGCAAUAGGAAGGUUUGGGCUAUCAGGCAAAGCACAGACUAUGCCUAUGAAAAAUUUGUCUGAUGGGCAGCGUAGCAGAGUUAUUUUUGCUUGGUUGGCUUACCGACAGCCUCAGAUGUUGUUACUAGAUGAGCCUACUAAUCACUUGGAUAUUGAGACAAUUGAUUCAUUGGCCGAGGCAUUGAAUGAGUGGGAUGGCGGUAUGGUUCUUGUUAGUCACGACUUUAGGCUCAUAAACCAGGUGGCUCAUGAGAUAUGGGUGUGUGAAAAUCAGGCAGUCACUCGUUGGGGAGGUGAUAUCAUUGCCUUUAAGGAGCAUCUCAAGAAGAAAGCUGGAUUUGAAUGAAGUCGAGGAUUAUGAUGAGGUGACUUGGUUAGAAAUCUGUCAAAACGUAUUAGUACUAUGCAAUCCGUCCAGCUUGACAUUCAGUUGUGCCGCGCAGAGCAUAUCUCCUUCCCAAUGUUUGGAUAGAAAAUUGCAGCCGAGCCAUUGAAGGGUUUGGUUAUAACCCAAAUCUAGCAAGUCGAACAUUAUUGCGGCCCUCGGUUUGGGUAAAUUUUUUGUUUUGUUUUCUUUUUCCCCUUGAAAACACUUUAUAAAAUUAUCUUUGUAGUUUGACCAACGAAAUUAUGCUUUGUAAAAGAGAUCAUUUGUGAACCUGCUUGUUUGAGAUUCUUAAGUAUCAUUACUAUAUUUUCUGUCUUA
Molecule: messenger RNA, 2371 nt
Organism: Spinacia oleracea (spinach)
Lineage: Eukaryota; Viridiplantae; Streptophyta; Magnoliopsida; Caryophyllales; Amaranthaceae
Product: ABC transporter F family member 1
Exons: 6
Coding region: 224-2011 (595 amino acids)
Molecular function (GO): ATP binding; ATP hydrolysis activity
Source: RefSeq, a predicted model, not a curated record